Messenger RNA from Camelina sativa (false flax), 987 nucleotides. Its product is annotated as protein disulfide-isomerase 5-1. Gene Ontology annotation, molecular function: protein disulfide isomerase activity. The record is from RefSeq and is a predicted model, not a curated record. Gene Ontology annotation, cellular component: endoplasmic reticulum. NCBI's taxonomy places the organism in Eukaryota, Viridiplantae, Streptophyta, Magnoliopsida, Brassicales, Brassicaceae. Gene Ontology annotation, biological process: protein folding.
CUUUGACCUCUCUCUCUCUCUCUCUUCUGCUCUGUUCGGUAUUGGUUUUUGCACAAGGACUAAAUUUUUAUCUCAUUGAGAAUCGGUUUUGAAAUUCUUCUGCUGUUAUCAAUCAGUAUCGAGAUUGGAAGAGAAGUUCCAUAACUGGUGACCUAGUAAAACUGGUUUGCUACGAUGACGCUCGGUGCUCGGCUUGUUGCUCCCUUGAUUAUACUUCUCCUUUUUAUUCCGAUUGACUUAAUUAAAGCAGAAGUCAUUACACUGACCCCAGAAACUUUUUCUGACAAAGUGAAGGAGAAAGAUACUGCAUGGUUUGUAAAAUUCUGUGUUCCUUGGUGUAAGCAUUGCAAGAAAUUGGGGAAUUUGUGGGAAGAAUUGGGAAAAGCAAUGGAAGGAGACGCUGAGAUUGAGAUUGGUGAAGUAGAUUGUGGUACUAGCAGAUCUGUUUGCACCAAAGUUGAGAUUCACUCUUAUCCAACAUUUAAGCUAUUUUACAAUGGAGAGGAAGUUACAAAAUACCAAGGUAAAAGAGAUGUUGAAUCGCUCAGGGCGUUUGUUGUAGAGGAAACGGAAAAGGCAGCAGAAAAAGCACAGCUUGAAGACAAGGAACUGUGAAUCUGUGAUACAACUAGUCGGUGAUUAUUAGAACCUGAUACAUUCCCUUCAGUUUUCAGUUUGCUUAUGCUGUUGUGACUUCUACUGUUAGUUAGAUAGGCAUGGCUUCAAAAUUCGGUAUCCAUUGAUCCGGUCCAGCACAAUGGAGGAACAUACCGUUGGUAUUUCGAGCCAUACUGUUUUGCUAAAAUUUUCAGUUUCCAACUUUCCAUUUUAAUUACAGUCAGUCAGACAAGCAAGACACGUGUACGUAGUGGAGAUUCCUUACAAGUUUGUGUUGUAUGUUCGUUUUAAUAGCAGCUGGCCAGCUGCAGACAAAGGUUCUUGCUUUUGAAAUUUCAUAUUCAGUGGAAUGUAAAAACUAAUCUAACA